AUGUCUCAUCACAGUCUUAACCCCUACGCCUCGGAUGCUAAGGACAGUACAAGUAGUCCUAAGCAUAACGAGCUUGAUGCCUUCCGGAUUGAUGUAUCCCACCAGGAGAUGUCAAUGAUCAUGUUGGAGUUGGAGAAGUUCUGCUCCACAUGUCCUGAGGAUACUUGGAUUCCCCUUGAUGAUGGUAUUCAGUGGUUGUGUAAUAGCUUGGGUUAUGAGGAUAAGGAUGAGUUCGAAGAUGCUAUCAAAGGUAGCUUCAGGGACUUCCUGUCAAAGUUGCCUCAGUUUGAGAUGGAGGAGCAGCAGGAUGGCAAGUGGUACUUUAAGCCUAUUGCAUUGAAGGAGGAGUGA
Perkinsus marinus ATCC 50983 is the source of this 351-nucleotide messenger RNA. RefSeq lists its product as hypothetical. The transcript is spliced from 3 exons. NCBI's taxonomy places the organism in Eukaryota, Perkinsozoa, Perkinsida, Perkinsidae. The record is from RefSeq and is a predicted model, not a curated record. Bases 1 to 351 code for a protein of 116 amino acids.